AUGUAUGUAAUUAGUUUUUUUUUCUUCUCCCUGUAUAUAUAGAGAGCAAUUACAUUACUUUAUUGAGAGGCUUCUUACAUUUCUCUGUCUCUGUUAUAUACAGGAAAAAUUUCCCCUUGUCCAUAAAAGCCAUGGAAAACAGCCCUCAGCAAUCGGCGGCGAAUGCAGCGGCGGCAGCUGCAGCAGCUCAGUCCGCUGGGUAUCCGACUCAGCCACCUUACCACCAUCUCCUUCAGCAACAGCAGCAGCAGUUACAGAUGUUUUGGACCUACCAACGCCAGGAAAUCGAACAGGUUAACGAUUUUAAGAACCAUCAACUUCCCCUUGCCCGAAUCAAGAAGAUCAUGAAAGCUGACGAAGAUGUCCGUAUGAUCUCCGCUGAAGCACCCAUUUUGUUUGCCAAGGCAUGUGAGCUUUUCAUUCUGGAACUCACUAUUCGUUCCUGGCUUCACGCUGAGGAAAACAAGCGACGGACUCUGCAGAAGAAUGACAUCGCUGCGGCGAUUACGCGGACUGACAUUUUCGAUUUCCUUGUUGACAUUGUUCCGAGGGAUGAGAUCAAGGAAGAGGAUGCUGGUCUUGGGCCUGGCAUGGUGGGUUCCACAGCAAGUGGUGUUCCGUACUAUUAUCCACCAAUGGGACAGCCUGCUCCACCUGGGGUGAUGAUGGGAAGGCCUGCUAUGCCUGGGGUUGAUCCUUCAAUGUACGUCCAGCCUCCGCCACCACCAUCGCAGGCGUGGCAGUCCGUUUGGCAGGCUGCUGAGGAUAAUUCUUAUGCUGGUGGAGGCAGCAAUGGACAGGGUAACCUUGAUGGUCAAAGGUAACUUUCCCGUUUCCUUCAGAUCUGGUUAAAAUCCAUGUAUGAUGUUGAUCCACAUGCGUAGUAGCAGAACGGAAGCUAUUAGUUACCAAUGCUACAGGUCCUCUCAAAUGUGAAUGCACCUUAUUACUAUUGUCCACGGAUACUGGAUUAACUGUAAUGACUUGAAUCCUUUAGUCGUUUUGUAAGUAAAAAACUCUUGUGUAGUUUAUCAGAAUGCUUAUGAAGUUCUGGUUUUCAGUGUUAUGAUAAACUUGACCUUGCAUAACAAUUGUGUUGUGCUACUUUAAUCAGUUAUCUUUCUGCCCUUCA
Solanum tuberosum (potato) is the source of this 1132-nucleotide messenger RNA. RefSeq names its product nuclear transcription factor Y subunit C-1-like. The transcript has 2 exons. NCBI's taxonomy places the organism in Eukaryota, Viridiplantae, Streptophyta, Magnoliopsida, Solanales, Solanaceae. Gene Ontology annotation, biological process: regulation of transcription by RNA polymerase II. Gene Ontology annotation, molecular function: RNA polymerase II cis-regulatory region sequence-specific DNA binding; DNA-binding transcription factor activity, RNA polymerase II-specific; protein heterodimerization activity. Bases 132 to 824 code for a protein of 230 amino acids. Gene Ontology annotation, cellular component: nucleus. The record is from RefSeq and is a predicted model, not a curated record.